AUGGCAGAGACAAAACCAGACACACCGUUGAUGCCACCAUCAACGAGGAACCUUCCAGAUUUCAAGAAGUCCGUGAAAUUGAAGUACGUGAAGCUUGGCUAUCAUUACCUAAUCACACAUGGCAUGUACCUCUUUCUUUCCCCUCUGGUGGUGGUUAUUGCUGCACAGCUCUCAACCUUCUCCCUCGAAGAUCUCCAUGACAUUUGGGAGAAUCUACAAUACAAUUUGAUAUCCGUUAUUCUUUGCUCCACCCUGAUUGUAUUUUUGUCCACACUAUACAUUAUGACUCGUCCAAGACCCGUAUACCUUGUCAAUUUCUCAUGUUACAAGCCCGAAGAAGCUCGCAAAUGCUCAAAAAGGAGAUUUAUGGACCAGUCGAGGAGGAGUGGUUUUUUCAGAGAGGAAAAUCUUGAAUUCCAGCGGAAGAUUCUGGAGAGGGCUGGCCUUGGGGAAAGCACUUACUUUCCACAAGCUGUUCUCAACGAUCCUCCCAACCCUUCAAUGCAAGAGGCAAGAAAAGAAGCUGAGGUUGUUAUGUUUGGUGCAAUUGAUGAGCUGUUUGCCAAGUCUUCUGUGAAGCCUAAGGACAUUGGAAUUCUGAUUGUAAAUUGCAGCCUCUUCUGCCCCACGCCAUCGCUGUCAGCAAUGAUUAUUAAUCAUUAUAAGCUUAGAGGAAACAUAAAGAGCCUCAACCUUGGUGGGAUGGGAUGCAGUGCAGGUCUCAUUUCAAUUGAUCUUGCUAAGGACCUUCUCCAAGUUCACCCCAAUUCCUAUGCAUUGGUUGUUAGCACAGAAAACAUUACUCUGAAUUGGUACCCUGGGAAUGACCGAUCCAAGCUUGUUUCCAAUUGUUUGUUCCGUAUGGGAGGGGCUGCCAUACUGCUUUCCAACAAAAGCUCUGAUAAGAGAAGAUCCAAAUACCAGCUGGUUGACACAGUUCGCACUAAUAAGGCUUCUGAUGACAGGUGCUUUGGCUGUGUUGUCCAAGAGGAAGAUUCCAAUGGCAAAAUUGGCGUCACUUUGUCAAAAGAUUUAAUGGCAGUUGCUGGUGAUGCUUUGAAAACAAACAUCACCACAUUGGGGCCUCUUGUCCUUCCAAUGUCCGAACAACUCCUAUUCUUUGCCACGUUGGUUGGGAAGAAGCUUUUCAAGAUGAAGAUCAAGCCUUACAUUCCAGACUUCAAGCUGGCUUUUGAGCAUUUUUGCAUCCAUGCCGGAGGCAGAGCUGUGUUGGAUGAACUUGAGAAGAACUUGCAGCUGUCCACUUGGCAUAUGGAGCCAUCAAGAAUGACGCUUUACCGUUUUGGAAAUACCUCCAGCAGUUCUCUUUGGUAUGAACUGGCUUACACAGAAGCCAAAGGGAGGAUCAGGAAGGGUGAUAGAACAUGGCAGAUAGCAUUCGGUUCUGGAUUCAAGUGCAACAGUGCAGUGUGGAAGGCUCUCAGGACCAUCAACCCUGCCAAGGAGAAGAACCCUUGGAUGGAUGAGAUCCACAAUUUCCCAGUUGAAGUUCCAAGGAUUUCAUCCUUCUAA
Molecule: messenger RNA, 1533 nt
Organism: Sphenostylis stenocarpa
Lineage: Eukaryota; Viridiplantae; Streptophyta; Magnoliopsida; Fabales; Fabaceae
Source: the annotation of a GenBank genome assembly